AUGGAUGCUGAAGGAGAUACUCCAAAUUGGCUUGAACUUCCCAGGGACGCAACAUUUAACAUCCUUCUUCGGCUUGACACCAUUCAAAUUCUUACAAGCGUGUGUCAAGUUUGUCCUUUAUGGUGGAACAUAUGCAAAGAUCCUUCCCUCUGGCGUUCCAUUCGCAUGAAGAAGCCUUUCAAUUCUUCGUAUGAUUUAGUGAAGAUUUGUCAAUAUGCUGUUCAACGAAGCUGUGAUCGACUGGAAGACAUUGAUAUUGAACAGUUUGCCACUGAUGAUCUGUUGAAAUGCUUAUCAGAGCAUGCUAGUAAUCUAAGGUGCUUGCGCCUUCAAGAUUGCAGUGAAAUAUCAGAUGAAGGACUUAUUGAAGCUGCCAAACAUUUUCCCUUGUUAGAGGAACUCCGUCUGUCAUAUAUAGAUUUAUCGAAGAACUCUUUUGAAUCCCUUGGUCAAUCAUGCCCUCAUCUGAAAACGUUGAAUUAUGCUAUUUCUUUUGAUUUUUCUAGUUUUGAUGAUAACGCAUUUGCUAUUGCCAAGACUAUGCCUGAACUACGCCAUAUCCGGUUUUUAGUGUAUGAGCUUACUGAUGAUGGAGUGCUUGCUAUUCUACAUGGAUGCCCUCUUCUUGAAUCUCUCCGCCUUGAUUGUUAUGUUAAUUUCAUUAGUGAAAGUUUGAAGAAAAUGUGUUGUGAGAAAAUAAAAAAUGUGUCGUUUCCUCUAUACAGCAGCGGAUAUUCUAAGGACUGUCCAAGUGAAAAUGAGAGCGGUUAUUCAAAUUUGGAUGAUGAAGAUAAGUAUGAAUACGAUUCCGAUGAUGAUGAAUUUACUAUACGUUAUGCUCUAAGUGAUAAUGAAUAUGCUGUGCAUUAUACUCGUUUGCAUGAUGUGAUCUCCAAGGGAUACUAA
Messenger RNA from Vicia villosa (hairy vetch), 906 nucleotides. Its product is annotated as putative F-box/LRR-repeat protein 23. Gene Ontology annotation, molecular function: protein binding. The record is from RefSeq and is a predicted model, not a curated record. The transcript is spliced from 2 exons. Lineage: Eukaryota; Viridiplantae; Streptophyta; Magnoliopsida; Fabales; Fabaceae. Bases 1 to 906 code for a protein of 301 amino acids.